AUGGAUACUGGAUUCCAUAUCCCGGUUCCAUUCGAGAGCCUAGAUUCCCAGCACUUAACAUUUGGGUAUACGAGGAUGGGGGACACUUUGACACCCAUUUUCCCUGUCGGAUUUCGCAGCGCUCUUGUCCCGGUGUGGUUGGAUUGGUUCACAGUGACAGGGCAACUGUGCCAGCCAUCUUCGCAGUUGAGCGUUACUGGCACAGAUGCGGCGGGAAGUCUGACGGCUGACGCGUACGACGAUGCCCCUGUCUACCAAUACUCUCCUCUAGAAACGCCAACCUCUAUCCGAACCUUCAUGCGCGUCGACCUCGCCGGUGCAGAGAUACCACCCUACGAGGCACUCUCGUAUACUUGGGGAGCCGCGGUUGAUGGGGAAGAAGAGGACACGGACGAAAAGCCUUGGCGGGUCCUAAUUUGCGAUUCCGCAUUCAACCUCACUGCUGAAGGCCUUGAGCAAGUUUUGCUCGUCAGCUCAUUGCCAAUCGGCAGCAAUGCGGCAUCAUACCUGAGAGCUGUAGUCUCCAGACACGAGAUGCGGGGAGUAACCCUAAAUAGAUAUCACCAAAGCUUAUAA
Molecule: messenger RNA, 576 nt
Organism: Clonostachys rhizophaga
Lineage: Eukaryota; Fungi; Ascomycota; Sordariomycetes; Hypocreales; Bionectriaceae
Source: the annotation of a GenBank genome assembly